AUGUUGUACAAAAAAGUUAUCAUUAAAAAUAAUGACAUUUUCGGCACACGGUCUCAAAGAAAAUCUCUUAAGACGGCGCUUACUCGAAUACUGGCCAUAUCGGGUAUAAUGUUGGUGUUAUUAAUGCUGAUCAUAGUCUAUCAUGCAAUUGUCUUCGAUAGAAUGGAUAAACUUCGUCAAAUUGAGGCGCUAAAUAUCCAACAUCGAAAACACCAAAGUCAUCCCACCCUCACACAUUCGGGUCCGAACUCCCCUAAUAUAGAAAUCAUAACUGCUACUGGUCAAGAAUCUUCCGCUGAUGCAUUGCCUGUCAGUCAGUAUGAUCAAAGUCUAGACGUACAACAUUUGCGAUCGAGAAUUUUUCGCCACCGACACGGAAGAAGAGCUCUGUCAAGUAUGUUGGACUCAGUAUUUCUGGAACGUGAGCCCGAUUUCGAUAGCCUCUAUGCGAAAGUACGAAAUAAGCGCACACGAAUGGAGCUGGGCAAACUCGAGAAGGAAUAUUUCCGUUGCAAGAAGGAAUCGAUAAAUAGCAACGGAUGCAUGGUUGCCUUUAUGAAGCUCUACAACUUAGCCAAAGAAAUUAGUGAUAAAAUGGAUAAAAUGAAGAAGAUAUUUAAUGAAAACGACGAAGUGCUGCAACGGAGCCAUAGUUCCACAUCUCACGAAUCAAAGGAUUCGACGGAUAAAAAGUUCUCAACCAAAGACGAGGAUGUGCAUAGUGGAGAAAAGUUGGAAGACUUUAUUAGCUCAACGACGGAGACAAGCUUUACGUUGGUUGCUGGAGAGGAGGAUAGUAAAGAGAAAAAUUCAAGUACUACCGCAGAUGACAAACGUAUACACUAUAGUUGGAUAAUAGAUGGGCAUGAUGAACAUUUUCAGGCAAAUAAUCCGGAAAAGCAGAAUAUGGCUACAACGCCACGUAUUGGCUCGUUAACAACAACACCUGUAACUGAAAUGUUGCCUACCACGCGUGCGCCAACGACGGAGGCGGUAACUGAGAAACUAACGCAUGGAACAGAAAGCGCGCCUACAGCGACGACAGAUAGACCCGCAAAAAUAAGUUGGAUUUUGGAUGGCCACCAGAGCGGCGAAGUCGCGCCGAUAGAGAUUGAGAAGAAACAUAAUGACACCACUUUUACGCACACAGAAAAUGAAUCUCAUAAGAUAAGUUGGAUAUUGGAUGGAUUUGAAAGUGAUAAUGAAACAAUAAUACCUUUGGAUAGGCCUGUAAUGUCUGAAACAACGGUUAAACCGCAUGAAACAAAUGCAACUACACCAACAAAUGAGUUCACAUCGAUUAGGCCACAAACGCCUAAGCCGAUGACCGUAGAUGAAAAGCCGGAAAAGAUCAGUUGGAUCAUAGACGGACAUCAUGAAGAGGAGGAAGACGUUGCAGUUGCUAAUACGACUAAGUCGAGCUCAACGCCGGAAGAUACAACAGCAGUUACAGAAAGGAUAACUUGGAUUUUAGAUGGCGACGACAACGAAGAAACAACAACUCCCAAAUUGACAACAAAACCCGCAAGCCAAGCCGAAGAUAAGCCGGAUAGGUUUAGUUGGAUUAUAGAUGGAAACGAUGACAAUGCUACAGCUACUACUACUAUUACUACUGCUACCAUGACUGUGAAGACCACGGACACGCCCUCGCCCUCGCCCUCGCCCCCGCCCUCGUCAACACGCGAUAUAUUCGAAGAACUGGAAGAGAUUACGGAAGGUGUUGAGAUGCAGGAAGACAAGCUGCGUAAAUUAAAAAACGAUGCUCUAAGCGAAGAAGAAAAUGAGGCCAAAAGCACAAUAGCUCCACACAAGCACUAUACAUCCUUUUCAGUUACACUUACGAACACCUCAGACGUCAUUAUCACAUAUGGUGGAGACUGUGCUACAACACCCAAAACAACGUCAACUACACCUCAACAACAGCAAGAUCAUGAAAAAACGCGCACCGGCGACAAAGACUCAGCGCAUCCAUUAGAUUAUGCAAGUAGUGUGGAGAAUAUGCUUGAAAGCGCCGAAGGCCAGCAUGGCUUUAAGCCUAUCAAACACGAUGACGCUGGGUUAGACAACAAGAAUCUAAGUCUGACAACUACGAGUCCGUAUGAUCCAAAACAGUGGGAGGAACUAUUUCGAAAGGGUUUGGUGGUACAGCAACAGGAGGAUGAGUUAAUUGACACCUUCGAUGCGGCGGAUCUCAAGGCAAUGAUGAAAUAUGGUGCGAAGCUAAAUACGGCGAAUGUAAAUAGCUUUAAAGACGCACAAUUUCUGCUGCUGUGCGAGCAGGUGGCAAAGCGUCUACGCAAUAAGGGCGCGAACAAAGAUGCAACAGCUUUCACGCCAGCACCAGGCGCGCAAUUCACAAGUCGUGCACCAGGUGUAUUCCCGGUAACGGGCGAGACGAUGAAGGCCACAGCUCAGUUUCUUUAUAAUCCCAACUUCGGCAUGCCCACCAUACCAAUCUGUUUCUAUAUAACACCUGCGAAUUUUCGCUUAGCCAACCAAAGUCCCAUGUGGACACCAGCAUUUCAGGGUAUGCCUGGUGGUGGAUUCAGUAGCGGUCCCAUGGGUUUCAACACACCAAAUGGCGUUUUCUUUGUACCACAGAAUUUUGGACCAACUGGAAACUUCUUUGGCCAAACUGGCGGCACCGGAAGUGGCGGCAGUCAAAGUAAUAUUCCAAAUGUAUUUACGAAGAAUGCAGCACCACGAAAGCAGCAGCAGCAAUUCUUUUGCACCUACAUGCAGAACAAUGCAAAUAAUAAUUCUGGCGGCUCGAGUGGUGGUGGACUUGGCAGCGGUAGUAGCAGCAUUAAUGGCAUGGGUUUCUCGAAUGCCAACUUUAAGAUGCGCACUAGCGCGCAGAAUCUUUCGACCGAUAUCAUUUACGCGUCCUACACGAAUGUACCCGACCACUUGGGUCACAUGGAUCAUUUCAAGUGCGAUUCGCCGGAACAGACAGGCUGCUAUGGUGGUAAGGAAUGCAUUCAGAAAAGCGCUUGGUGUGACAAUUUUGUUGACUGCUCCGAUGGCAGCGAUGAGGCAGCGUGUCGUUGCAUAGAUCGGCUGGCUAGUAAUCGUAUUUGUGAUGGAUACGCCGACUGUCCGAUGGGAGAGGAUGAGCUGGGCUGUUUUGGCUGCAAUGAUUUGAUUUAUUCCUGCUACGGCAGUCCUGAGGAGUAUGCCGCAUUCAAUCGUUCGACGUUGUCCAUGUGUUACAGUGCAACGGAAAAGUGUGACGGUAUUAUGAACUGUCUGAAUGGACGCGACGAACUGGAUUGCAAUAUAAUUGUGAAAGACGUGAAGGAUCACAUGUCACAUGCGGUGUCCAGUUCAAGUGGUUUUCUCUUCCACAACUACCGUGGUGAGUGGUAUCCAGUGUGCAAUAACGCGCAAAAGUGGGCACAGGAUGCGUGCGCUAAUGAGGCGGAUCGUAGCGGCAGCCCAAAUGUGACUUUUAGCUCUGUUACGCUACCAGGUCCAUUUAUUGAACCCACCUUGGUAGGGCAAGCACAUUUUCCGCAAUCAUGUCAGCAGCGGGACUCAGACGAUAACCUGCUAGAUCAGGCUGCUUAUGUUACGUGCUCACCAACUGAGUGUGGCAAGCUGAAGAAAAAAGUGAAGACACCCUUUCGUCGAAAGCGUUCUAGGGCAUUAUUGCCUGAAAUGCAGAAAGUUAAAGAGGAAGAGCAGCCUGAAGUAUCAAAUGGACGUAUUGUGGGCGGUAGUUACAGUAAAGCAAUGCAGUGGCCCUUUGUUGUUGCGAUAUACAGAGAUGGGAAGUUUCAUUGUGGCGGUACAAUAUAUUCUGAAAAUUGGAUCAUUAGCGCCGCACACUGUGUCAUAAACUAUCACAAAUACUAUUACGAGAUACACGCUGGCUUGUUGCGUCGAUCUAGCUUUUCGAGUUCCACGCAAAUUCGUGCAAUAUCACAUAUCAUUGUGCAUCAAGCAUACGAGAGACGCUCCAUGCGUAACGAUCUUUCCCUCCUGAAAAUGAGUGCAGCCUUAACGUUUAAUCGUUGGGUAAAACCAAUAUGUUUACCAGAUAUUGGGCGAACCACAGCGGGAGAUGAUUGGAUUAGGGGACCGAAAGAGAACACGCUAUGUACGGUAGUGGGUUGGGGAGCGGUGCGUGAAAAAGGACCCGGCAGUGACCAAUUACGCGAAGUUGUUGUACCGAUCCGAAAGCAGUGCAACGAGUUAGACGAUAGACAGUCCGAGAAUGUUUGCGCUGGUGAUGUGAGUGGCGGACGUGAUGCCUGCCAGGGUGAUUCUGGUGGCCCGUUAUUCUGUCGCAGCGUCAAUAAUACAGACGAAUGGUACUUGGCGGGUGUAGUCAGUCAUGGUAACGGUUGUGCGCGUCCAGGUGAAUUCGGCGCUUAUACACGUGUGGCGCUUUACUUGGACUGGAUAGAAUUGGCGAUGAAAUUCCCAGCGAAACUACAACCACGCUUAAUAUGUCCUGGUUAUGUCUGUGUGUGGGGUGGCGAGCGUUGCAUUUCAAAGAAAAGGCGCUGCGAUCGUGUUGUAGACUGCUUAGGUGGCGAAGAUGAAGUUGGCUGCACUUACAAUUUCAUACCAGAUAUGGUUGGUAGCGUGCACAACAUAUCCACCACAACCGAGAGUGAUUACUAUCCUGAGAGUGUAGUGACAUCACCGCCCUGUAAAGCAGGAAAUUCAGCUACGCAGGCGCGUGCUGAAGUUGAGAGUGUUGAAAAUACAAUGACGCCUGGUACUACAGGAAUACAAACAAACGCUAGUGAAUCGAACGGAAGCAGCACUACACAGAGAGUAACAGCUGAUUCCAGCGCAAAUACAGCUACCACGGCUGAGGCUGGUACGAAACGUAAAAGUACUACGGAAAUGAGUACAGCCCAAUCAAAACUUUCGGAAACUACCACAGCGGUGUCACAAAUGGAAGCCAGUACUAUGGUUCCUACUUCUAUAGAUACCACCACAGAAGAACCUGUUACAACGGAGACUAGCACCGAGGAGCCUUCUACGACGGAUAUUACUACAACGGAGGUGACAGCCUCAGAAACUAUGUCGUCAGCAUUUACUUCGACUGAAGCCAGUACAACAACUACGGUAGAAAGUACAAAAAUCAGUACCGUCGACCAAAGCAACACCUCGACAGUUGGUACCAGUCCAACUAAUACCACCGGAAUAACAACAACGGAAACAAGUACGAUGGAUACUACUACUGACAUUUCGUCAACCACUGAUCUUACAACGGUAUCCCUAAAAUCCUUUGAUGUUGAAAAUUUGGUUACAACAACUCCUAAUGAUUCCAAGCUCUCCUCUACGUUGAGGUCGGAAACGACGAGCCUUGUGACAACUGAAGGCAUUACAGCUGCGGCGACUACUACGGUGAAACCAAGAAAGUUGAGUAACUCAACAAUACCUGGGAAAUUUAUAUGUCAGAGGAUACCGCAGAUUGUCGAGGUGAAAAAUCGCUGUGAUCGUGUGCUAGACUGCGAAGAUGGCUCUGACGAGGACGAUUGUAGUUGUCGCGACUACUUGAAAGGAUCACUUAAUAUACUCAUUUGUGAUGGAAAAGCUGAUUGUGAAGACUUAACCGAUGAAGAAAACUGUGGUAACUGCAGCGCCGACGAGUACCUCUGUCCACUUUCGAAAAUUUGCCUACCACUGGAGAAGCGUUGCGACGCCAUUAUUGAUUGCGAUUUCAGGGAGGAUGAAAAGGACUGCUUCACUUUAACUAAUGGCAGGGAGAUCGUUUUGGACACCGAUAGACGUCCCGUUUUGAAGAGUGCUGGCAUAUUUUCGCGCAACAGUCAUGGUAAAUGGCGCGUGGUAUGUUCUCAUGAAAUUCCCCACUCCGAGCAAAUCGCUACAACGGCAGCAAACGUAUGCGCCCAGCUGGGUUUCAGAAGCUUAAAAUUCUAUAAUACAACCCAAUUUAUGCCGCACGACACCAUUGUGCCUAUUCAUCCUGACAUACGCAAAAAGAUGCGUUUGCAAUCACAUUUUUCAUCGAUAUACGACGACAACCACCACUUAUCUAGCGUUGAGCGUCAAUUUCGCGCAGAUGAUUUUGUCUUCAAAGCUCGCACUCAAUAUAUAGAACGUGUCAUGGAUGAGUGUUUGGGUCUAUAUGUGGAAUGUGAAGCGAAAGCAAAUGGUGUAGAGCCCAUAAGGACCAUAAGCGCUGGCGAGCUCGUAUCAUCAGACGGCGUGCAUUCAACCGGACUGCAGCCGGCUUUGGAGACACAUGGUAAACCGAAUGUUUUUGUGACGCCACCAUCGCCAGUGUUGCUGGUGAAAAAGAAGGAUGAAGUGCUCGAUAAGUUGGACGGGGUAAUUGAGAGCCGGAAAAAUAUGACGCUAUUGAUAGAUAACAAAUUGCAUGAAGCCGUGGAGGAGCUGCAUUGGCCAUGGAUUGUUGAUGUUUACGUUGAUGGUAGGUUGUGGUGUGUGGGCGCAUUGGUUGAUAAGCAUUGGGUCAUGGUGCACGAAACAUGUCACUACGGCGUCAGAUUCAACACCAAUUAUAUUGCCGUACUACUGGGUGGUGGCAAGACGAAACGACGUCGGCACAAAAGCACCCACGAACAGAUACGACGUGUUGAUUGCUUUGAGCUGGUGCCCAAGAGCGAUGUACUGUUGUAUCACUUGGAAAAACCGGCACACUUUACACAUUACGUGCUACCAACAUUCUUGCCGGACUCCUUCAAACCCACCACCGAUGAGUCCAGCCAAUGCAUAGCAAUUUUACACGAUGACCACAGCGGUCGUAUCAAAGCUGUAGCCGCAAUUGAGGAGCGAAAUGAUUCAUUGUGCAAAGUCUCCGAUAUGUCAUGCUAUCGACUGGUGGAGCGUAAACCACCGCAGCAGGUACUUAAUGAGCUGUCAGUAAGCGAAGAAGAUGUUGCCAGUUUAUCGGAGGAAGUUGUACUAAAGGAAGCCUUCCUCGAUGGGAACGACACAUUGGGUUCGACGAUUUCCCGUUUUACUACUUGUACACAAUUCGGCAGGAAGAAUUUCAGCCGCACUGCACUAGAUCCUAUUGAUCAGGGCAUUUUGGCUUGUAGGCAAUCUGACACUGGCUGGUAUCCAAUGGCGUUGUUCGACUACAAUAAUACGAAUUGUUAUAGUUUUAAGGACUCAAUUGCAUUGCGUACGCUGGAAAAGGUUCACGGCACGAUACAGGCUUUAAUAGAUCAACCUAAAUGUGAGCAUUCUAAUGCGGCACCGGUCUGCAGCACUUUUCGUUGUACGCUGGGCGAUUGCUUGGAAGAAGAACAAAUUUGUAAUGGGUUCAGCGAUUGCCAUGACGAUGCGGAUGAAGAGAAACAAAUGUGCAUUGGACGGAAGAAAGUUUGUCAGCCAUCAGAGAUGAAAUGCCGUACCACCUAUAAGUGCAUACCAAAAACUAAAUUUUGCGAUCACAUAGCCGAUUGCGAUGACAUGACCGAUGAGCCUACACUUUGCUCUUGCUAUACGUAUCUGCAAGCCACCAACCCAAAGAAAAUAUGCGAUGGCAUACGUAAUUGUUGGGAUAAAAGCGAUGAAAGUCCAGCGCUAUGUAAUUGCACUGCUGAUCAUUUUCAAUGUGGCGGUUCAUCGAAAGAGUGCGUACCACGCGACUUUGUUUGUGACAAAGAACCCGAUUGUCCCAAUGGCGAAGAUGAGAAAUAUUGUUUUGGACUUGAAUUUCCACAGCAGAUAGUUACCAGAAAGACAGCCUUCACCCAGUCACCCCAAAUCAAACACAAACAAUUGCCCCAGUAUGGUCAGGUGAUCGAACAGACCUAUGGCGUGUGGCAUACUAAAUGUUUUGCGCGCGACAAUCCACCAGAUGUGAAGGAGGUGCGACAAAUUUGCCAAAAGCUUGGCUUUAGUCCAUUCAAACAGCCAAGCUAUCGUAUAAUUGACGACGCUGCGCAAGAGGUGGUGGAGACCAAUGAAUGGCCCGAUCAGCGUGGACGAAGUUUUGGCAAUGACUAUGAAUCGCCGCUAAACGUACGAUAUCGCAGUGCCACGAAAGCGGUGGUGGUGAGCAAAUUCUCACCGCUCAAUCUCAAUGAUGAGUUGACAUUGUUCCUGAAACCGAGCAGGCCGAUUGCCGAGGUGACGCGCUGGAAUGCGGCGGAUUCGGAUAAGUGUUAUCGGCUCGAAGUGAAAUGUAUGUAGAUCAGUCAUGACCAAAAUUUAUAGCGAAGUGGAAGCUUUUUUGAAGCUUUCCGAAGUUUUCUUAAGGAUUCGCAUUGAGCGGCGAUAGGCAAGGUGAACUUUUACUCUGCACGCGCCUAUACAAAAUGUACAGAAAGUUGAAAAGAGCUUUGUCCGCGGGCAAGGCGAUGCUCA
Rhagoletis zephyria (snowberry fruit fly) is the source of this 8325-nucleotide messenger RNA. It is a transcript of the gene ndl, whose product is annotated as serine protease nudel. Gene Ontology annotation, biological process: proteolysis. The record is from RefSeq and is a predicted model, not a curated record. NCBI's taxonomy places the organism in Eukaryota, Metazoa, Arthropoda, Insecta, Diptera, Tephritidae. Gene Ontology annotation, molecular function: protein binding; serine-type endopeptidase activity.